This is a messenger RNA of Phyllostomus discolor (pale spear-nosed bat), 779 nucleotides long. RefSeq lists its product as uncharacterized. Bases 29 to 655 code for a protein of 208 amino acids. The record is from RefSeq and is a predicted model, not a curated record. The transcript has 2 exons. Lineage: Eukaryota; Metazoa; Chordata; Mammalia; Chiroptera; Phyllostomidae.
CAGCUCGGAGCCUGUUAACCAGUGCAUAAUGCCCCGUGUUAACCAUCCCGGGGACGUCAGGGCGGCCACGCUGAUGCACUGCGGGCGGGCGGCGCAGGGCCGAGCCUUCAGAGCCGCCGCUGCCGCUCCGGUCCUCUCCCCCGCACUGUUUUGGACUCCGGAUUCCGUUUCUCGCUGCCGGCCUCCGUCCCUCUUCUUCUCCUCCUCCAGGCCCCCUUUUAUGGGCAAAAUUCCAAACGCCGGCGGCCGCGGCUUGCACCUCGGAGAGGAAACAGCGCUCGGAGAAGCGAGGACUGACCGGGAGGCUACGAGCUGGGGGCUAGGACGGGACUCGUCUCUCCCCGCCUCCCAGAAGAAAAGCCAGACCCUGAUCGUGCGGAGCGAGCUGGCCUCUCUCACCCCUCCUCCACCAGGCUGCUGGGGGGAAGGGCGCAGCGGGGAGGGUGGGGGCGAGGUCUGGUGGGGGCUGGGGACCCGGCGAAAGUUUCUUCGUAGCCUUUUUUUGCAGGGAGCUAAUGCGGUGGGCUUCUCCCUGAAGGUGGAAAACCAGCGCUGGAGUGAGGACGUGACACCCCGCCCCCACGAUGGCAGAAAGACACUUGAUAAACUCCCAGGAGCCAGGAGAAAACUAGAGAAGCCAGACCACACAAAGUAGACUUUGGUGUCUCAGCCUCCAGUUGCUCUGAGCCCAGGAAUAGACUGAAUUUGCUGUGUGGCCUUCAGAAAACCAUGAAACAUCUCUGUGCUGUUUCCUCGUUUAUGUUAAAUAAUUGCUGAGG